This is a messenger RNA of Betta splendens (Siamese fighting fish), 2840 nucleotides long. RefSeq names its product thioredoxin-related transmembrane protein 1 (gene tmx1). The transcript has 8 exons. The coding region runs from base 81 to 986 and encodes 301 amino acids. The record is from RefSeq and is a predicted model, not a curated record. Lineage: Eukaryota; Metazoa; Chordata; Actinopteri; Anabantiformes; Osphronemidae.
GUGCGCGCGCACAGCGGAAGUGUUCGACACCUCACGCGAACAUAGUGUGUUCGCUAGCGAGAAGAAGCUCAGCCGCCACAAUGUUUUCCUGCACAACACAAACUAAAAGAUGCUCGUGGUUGUUCGCGUUAUUUGUGCUCACGUACUUGACGUCGGAGCGAGCUUCAGCCAAACCAGAAAGCCUGAAAGAAGUGACAGACGCAAACUGGGAGCAAAUCCUGAGCGGAGAGUGGAUGAUUGAAUUCUACGCGCCGUGGUGUCCAGCAUGCCAGCAGCUGCAGUCGGUGUGGAAGGAGUUUGCGGACUGGGGGGAUGACAUGGGAGUCAACAUAGCCAAGGUGGACGUGACAGAACAACCCGGUCUGAGCGGACGCUUCAUCAUCACUUCACUUCCUACUAUUUACCAUUCUAAGGAUGGUGUUUUUCGGAAGUACCAGGGUGCUCGCACCAAAGACGACUUCCUCAGCUUUGUUGAUGAGCAAAAAUGGAAAUUAGUGGAACCAGUUUCAUCUUGGUUCGGACCAUCCUCAUUUUUAAUGAAUUCAAUGUCUGCUUUGUUCAAGCUCUCCAUGUUUAUCCGGCGUUGCCAUAACUACAUGACAGAGCAGCUGGGGAUCCCUGUCUGGGGGUCUUAUGUUAUCUUUGGUCUGGUCACUCUGUUCUCUGGACUUGCAUUGGGCCUGUUACUGGUGUUUAUCGCAGAUUUUGUGUUUCCCUCACGUCGAUUUUCUUCGCCUGAUUACUAUCAGAAGAGACAAACAAUGGAGCAGGCGAGGCUAAUCAAGCAACAGGAUGAUGCACAUGAGGCUGAUGGUGAGGAGGAUGAUGAUGAAGAGGAGGAAGAGGAGGAUGGAGACCAGGACGAGGUCUGGAGGCGGAGGAGGAGGUCCCCAGAGGGUCGCCCAGAGCCAAAGGGACAGGGUCUACCUGACGAAACUCUGAGGAAGAGGGUGGUGUGCAGCCGCGAGGAGGAAGAGGACACCUAGAGCACUGGCUGGAGCUUCACACGGCCCCUAUGCCACAGAGUCAGCAGAGAUGGAAGAGCCUUGGUUCCGAGCAGCAGUGUUUACAGCAGGGAGCCCUGAACCUCCUCCCUAACCUCUUCCUUCCCCACCACCUCUGGGACCGAGAACCACACCGCUUCCUUUCUCCUCUUUCCCUCAUUUUAAACGGGAGUUCUUCAGACUCCCACCACCGCUCUCUCCGCCAGAGCAGCAGCAUCCACCUGGGAAAAGCCAAGACACCAGUUUUCACCUGUGGAAUGAAAUCGCCUGGCUGUCGUUUAGGUAUGGAGUGCAGAUUUUGCGAUCGUUGUUUCUGCUAUGCAUUGUUUUUUAACAUUUUGUUUGUCGUUUUGUCUGAUGUAUUAUUCUUAUUUCUUGCAUUUGAGGUUUCAUUUUUGUGUAUGUUCCAAAUAAUUUAACAAACCCUGACGGCUCAACCCAGCGUAACAAACAGUCAAUGAUGAAGAGACGAGUGAAGAGAAAUGUGCUUUUUAGUUGUGACUGUGUGGUUCCAGCUCAGCAGACACAUUGGUACAACAAACACUCACUCACAUUGCUACAGAAGAGCAACCCAACAAAUGUGGGUUAGUCAAGAAUAACAUUGACUGCAACUGUUUCACGUUGUACAGACUGGGUAGAUGGCAGAGCACUGUCUCGCUGACCAACAGCUGGACCUUGGUUUUGUUAUGUAGAUGUUUCCUGUGGUUGCUUCACAAUAAAAGCCGUCCUGUGUUUACAGUUGAAUGCUUUUAAUUUGAACCAGCAGAAGGAAGUGCUCAGUUUGCAUUAACGCAUCAAUGAUCAGAUUAGUGUUUCUACUGGCUCCUUCCACGCUGAGUAUAGUUAAAUUAAAUGGAGCGUAAUCAUAAACCAGUAAUGCCUUAAACUGUCAACACUGGGACAACAACAGACAACAAGACAAUGGUCACAUUACUUACACACCCGCUCACCUCUUUAUAUUUAAAGCAUGUCUUCAAACGGUGCACUCCUCUGCGACUCCACCACCGUUUCCUGUGACCUAAGUAACAAAUGCAGUAUUUUUCACACAUUAUUUGUGUGUGAGUGAAGAUGGCUUAAGUCUAGCCUGGAAAUAGACUCUACCAUACAUACAGCAGAGGCUAGGUUUGAGUCAUUACAAAAAUCUUAGGGACAAUAACCCACAGGUUUGAAUCGCCACUAGUUUUUUAUUUUUUAUUUUUUUGGCAUCUUCUCAACACAUGUAUGUGCAUAAAUUGUUUGCAGGAAUUUAUUUAACUCCAGUUUAAGAGCUACACUGUUUUUACAAGACAGUUAUAGUGUAUCAUUAAUCAAGGAGUUUUCUCUUAAAUCUUAAAAUCUUGUAAUUGUUUACUUCAGUAGCCCAGAUGUGUUGUCCAUCUGACAGCAGGUUUAAAUUACAUGCAUGCUGUAACAUUGAGGUCCAGAUCCGCUCCCAGGUUCCUACAUGGGCACCAAUGGAACAGGACGAGGACACGAAAGAAGCUGUUUGGUUGGCAAGAGGAGGCCAAUACUUUAAUACUGUGUAGUUGAACCACUUCACACCGGAAUGUCCUCAGUCUGAAAAUGUGACGUGGAUUUAGCUGAAGGAGUUCAUGAACACGCUGGAGCCUGAAGGAAAUGUGUGUGUAGAACCAGCUUAACAUGUCAGUCUGCCGUUUGUGAGGCUAAUUUAAUUUAAUGCAGUUUUUUGUUAUUCCUCAUUAUUACUGUUUUCGGUGAUGGAUUUAACUUUUUUACCCAAUAACUAUUUAUGGCUUGUAGCAUUCACAUGAUUCUGAUCCGCCUGAGCUUCUUCUCAUUUGAACUUUCAUUUGAAUAAAGGGUUAACUCUGCAAA